Messenger RNA from Manacus vitellinus (golden-collared manakin), 2268 nucleotides. RefSeq names its product insulin receptor-related protein-like. Gene Ontology annotation, biological process: protein phosphorylation; positive regulation of phosphatidylinositol 3-kinase/protein kinase B signal transduction; insulin-like growth factor receptor signaling pathway. The coding region runs from base 7 to 2268 and encodes 753 amino acids. The record is from RefSeq and is a predicted model, not a curated record. NCBI's taxonomy places the organism in Eukaryota, Metazoa, Chordata, Aves, Passeriformes, Pipridae. Gene Ontology annotation, molecular function: insulin receptor activity; ATP binding; insulin receptor substrate binding. The transcript has 12 exons. Gene Ontology annotation, cellular component: membrane; axon; insulin receptor complex.
GGCAGCAUGGACAUCCGCAAUGACGUCUCCCAGCUCCAGAAGCUGGAGAACUGCUCCAUCAUCGAGGGCAACCUGCAGAUCCUGCUGAUGUUCACCACGGGCGCCGAGGACUUUCGGGGGCUCAGCUUCCCUCGCCUGCUCAUGAUCACCGAGUACCUGCUCCUCUUCCGCGUCUACGGGCUGGAGAGCCUGCGGGACCUCUUCCCCAACCUCUCCGUCAUCCGCGGCACCAACCUCUUCUUCAGCUACGCCCUGGUCAUCUUCGAGAUGCCGCACCUGCGGGACGUGGGGCUGCACAGCCUGGGCCACAUCCUGCGCGGCUCCGUCCGCAUCGAGCGCAACCAGGAGCUUUGCCACCUCUCCACCAUCGACUGGGGGCUGCUGCUGCCCGACACCGGGGACAGCACCUACAUCGUCGGCAACAAGCUGGCCGAGGAGUGCGCCGACGUCUGCCCGGGCAUCCUGGACGUGGAGAAGCCGUGUGUGCAGACCAGCGUCAACGGGCAGCUGGAUUAUCGCUGCUGGACCUCCAGCUACUGCCAGAAAGAUAACCUGGCCUCGGAGCUGCAGAGCAGUCUGGGGCUCAUCGAGACCAUCACGGGCUUCCUGAAGAUCAAGCACUCCUUCGCCCUCGUCUCCUUGUCCUUCUUCAAGAACCUCAAGCUGAUCCGUGGUGACUCCAUGGUGGACGGGAAUUACACCUUGUACGUCCUGGACAACCAAAACCUGCAGCAGCUCUGGGACUGGAGCCACCACAUCCUCUCCAUCCCCGUGGGCAAGAUGUACUUUGCCUUCAACCCCAAGCUGUGCCUGGCCGAGAUUUACCGCAUGGAGGAGGUGACGGGCACCAAGGGGCGGCAGAACAAGGCCGAGAUCAACCCCCGCACCAACGGGGACCGCGCGUCCUGUAAGACCCAGACCCUGCGCUUCAUCUCCAACGUCACCGAGUCCGACCGCAUCUUCCUCAAGUGGGAGCGGUACCGGCCCCCCGAGUACCGGGACCUCCUCAGCUUCAUCGUCUACUACAAGGAGUCACCCUUCCAGAACGUGUCAGAGUACGUGGGGCAGGAUGCCUGUGGGGCCCAGAGCUGGAACGUGCUGGACGUGGAUCUGCCACUCAGCAGUGACCAGGAGCCAGGGGUGGCCCUGCUUAACCUCCGCCCCUGGACCCAAUAUGCCAUCUUCGUCCGUGCCAUCACCCUCACCACCGCCGAGGAGGGACGCAACUACGGGGCACAGAGCGAGGUGGUCUACAUCCGCACCAUGCCGGCGGCCCCGACGGUGCCCCGGGAUGUCAUCUCCAUGUCCAACUCCUCCUCCCACAUCGUGGUGCGCUGGAAGCCGCCCACGCAGCGCAACGUGUACAUGCCUGAUGAGUGGGAGGUGUCACGGGAGAAGAUCACAGUGAUCCGGGAGCUGGGACAGGGAUCCUUUGGGAUGGUGUAUGAGGGGCUGGCACUGGGGCUGGUCACGGAGGGAGAGGAGACCAAGGUGGCCCUGAAGACAGUCAACGAGUUGGCCACCAUGCGGGAGCGCAUCGAGUUCCUCAACGAGGCCUCUGUCAUGAAAGCCUUCAAGUGCCACCACGUGGUCCGUCUGCUCGGCGUCGUGUCCCAGGGCCAGCCAGCUCUGGUCAUCAUGGAGCUGAUGACACGCGGGGACCUGAAGAGCUACCUGCGUUCUCUCCGGCCCGAGGCCGAGAACAACCCCGGGCUGCCGCCGCCGUCGCUCAAGGACAUGAUCCAGAUGGCGGGGGAGAUCGCCGACGGCAUGGCCUACCUCAACGCCAACAAGUUCGUGCACCGGGACCUGGCUGCCCGCAACUGCAUGGUGUCCGAGGACUUCACUGUCAAGAUUGGAGACUUUGGCAUGACCCGGGACAUCUACGAGACGGAUUAUUACCGGAAAGGGGGCAAGGGGCUGCUCCCCGUGCGCUGGAUGUCCCCAGAGGCGCUCAAGGACGGCAUCUUCAACACGCAGUCUGACUUCACCACCGAGAGCGAUAUCUGGAGCUUCGGCGUGGUGCUCUGGGAGAUCUUCACCUACGGGAAGCAGCCCUGGUACCAGCUCUCCAACACUGAGGCCAUCGAGUGCAUCACUCAGGGGCGGGAGCUGGAGCGGCCCCGCACGUGCCCCUCCGAGGUCUAUGCCAUCAUGCAGAGCUGCUGGCACCGGGAGCCCCAGCAGCGCCGGCCCAUCAAGGAGAUCCACAGCCGCCUCCAGGCCCUCGUCAAGACCCCCCCUGUCUACCUGGACAUCCUUGGCUGA